GACAUCUCGGCGUUGAUGGAGCUAUCCAGUCAUAGGCAAAUACCACAAUGAAUACAACUGACACGCACGAGUAACUAAUAGAACUGAAACAAACAGUAUGAACGUCUCUCAUUUUGUUUGCUCAAAUACACCGAUCUGUCUCAGUUGGCUGCUUAAACAUGCCAACAUCAACCGCCUUACACUGAUGCCAAGUUAAGAAACCAAUAAAUUAUGCCGACCGAAUGGAGUACCAACGAAUCUUUAUAUAAUUUAAACUACAGUCAAAAUGAGAACAUUACAGUCCCACCGGACCCGAUCGAGGACAAAGCCAUUCAAGCCGCUUUUUGCACAGCUUACACAAUUAUAUUCACAGUUGGCAUCUUCGGUAAUGCCCUGGUUUGCUACGCUGUCAUCCGGAAUAGAGCAAUGCAAACUGUCACUAAUCUUUUCAUCACUAACUUAGCCCUUUCUGAUAUAUUACUAUGCGUGUUCGCAGUACCCUUCACUCCCCUUUAUACGUUUUUAGGCAGGUGGGUUUUUGGCGGUCCCCUCUGCCACAUAAUGCCUUACGCCCAAGGCUGUAGCGUUUAUAUUUCCACUUUAACCCUCACCUCUAUAGCCAUUGACAGGUUCUUCGUAAUAAUUUAUCCUUUCAAACCCCGAAUGAAGAUAACGACAUGCAUUGGACUUAUUAUAUUUAUAUGGGUUUUCGCUCUAUCGGUAACCUUUCCUUAUGGCUAUUACAUGACCCUACAAGACAUUUUUUGCGCAGAAAAAUGGCCAUCGGAUCAGAUCCGGAAAGCUUUCGGAGCGGUAACGACUAUCAUGCAAUUCGUGAUACCUUUUAUAGUAAUGGCUUUCUGCUAUAUGUGUGUUAGUAUUAAAUUGAAUGAUAGAUUGAAAUCGAGGCCCGGAAGUAAGAAUAGUAAAAAAGAAGACGCCGAGAGAGAACGAAAAAGACGAACUAACCGAAUGUUGAUAGCUAUGGUUGCAAUUUUCGGGCUCUCGUGGCUCCCGUUAAAUUUAAUUAAUAUAAGUAGUGAUUUUUACUCGUUUGCCGAAGACUGGAAGUAUUAUAUGGUACUGUUCUUCGUAGCACAUUUCAUAGCCAUGUCCUCGACUUGUUACAAUCCGUUUUUGUAUGCAUGGUUGAACGAGAACUUUCGGAAGGAGUUCAAGCAAAUUCUGCCCUGUCUCGGUGCGUUAGUGACGAAGAAGUCUAAAAGGAAUUUCAAUCAAUCGGAUAGAACAGGAAUGUACAGAUCGGAAAAAACUUGUAACGGAAAUGAAACCGUUCAAGAGUCCUUGUUGACUUCAACCGUAAAUAAAAUUCCUUCUGUUAGAUAUAGGAUAGAGUUAAAUGAUAAAGUCAAAGUGUACGAAGAUGAUGUAGACAAUGUGAGCCCGGAUGAAAAGCCAGAGGACAACCCAAGUCCGAACGAAGACUGUGUUAAGAUGUAUAUGUUGGUAGAUAAAACUGUAGUUUCAUCUGAUAAGGAGCCCAUUGUAUCUGCGCUGUAAAUAUUGAUACUUAGCGUGUUGUCACAGACAUAUAGACAGCUUUAAGCUUAUAGUGUGUAGAUAUUAUGUAGAAAUUGUUACAUAAAUGUAUGUAUAAAUGUUAGUAACAUGUACAUUCAGGCCGACUCCUAUGUAUUGAUAAAAUGUAUAUAAGAAUUGUUAUUGUAUAUAAUUAUUUAUCUAAUGUUCGCAAUUAAGUAUAAUAGUGACUAAUAAAUGUUGAAAAAUAAUUGUAUUAUUUACGGUUUCUAUUAUACGUGUAAUAAAAAUAAUUAACAUUGUAUAGAAAAGCUAUGUGUGUAUUUGGAACUAAGUUUAAUAAUAGAAAACACAGUACAGUGUUACGUUCGAGCAGCAAACAAAUUAUAGAAUUGUACACUCUAACGUUACAAGAGGUUUACCCGUAACUAGUUUGACAAACGUAUGCAAAUAUUUGUUUGAAAAAUGUUAUGGUUCUGAGCACAUUGAAGCGUUAUAUAAUGAGACUCAUUGCUACUGUGCCAGUAUUCUAUAGCUACCAACAGCAAACGCCAUACCAAUUCUGACUUUUAUGUAUGCAACAACCGUAGUUCGCUUUACAUUGAAGUCAGGAUUACAAUCGCUAUAACGAUGUACUAAACAUAGAUAAUGUCGUAGCUAUAAUAUUUACCUUCCUGAGACGGUCUGUAUAAACAAAGCAACCCUUUACUUAUAAAACAUAUUUCAAACACGUUUAUAAGUAAGGGGUUAUAUAAAGUGUUUACAUCAAUAUAGUUUCUAGAAACUUUGAGCCCAUUGGUGUAAAUACUUAUUAAAUUUGUGAACUGUGUAUUAUUAAAGCUGUUACAUAUAAAAUGUCAAUGGAAAGUAAAAUGUGCAAUUCGAUGUUCAAAUAAAAAUUACUUUUUUUGUU
This is a messenger RNA of Pieris brassicae (large cabbage white), 2392 nucleotides long. It is a transcript of the gene NGR-A10, whose product is annotated as prolactin-releasing peptide receptor-like. The transcript is spliced from 2 exons. The record is from RefSeq and is a predicted model, not a curated record. Gene Ontology annotation, cellular component: plasma membrane; neuron projection. Gene Ontology annotation, molecular function: neuropeptide binding; neuropeptide Y receptor activity. Lineage: Eukaryota; Metazoa; Arthropoda; Insecta; Lepidoptera; Pieridae. Bases 211 to 1500 code for a protein of 429 amino acids. Gene Ontology annotation, biological process: G protein-coupled receptor signaling pathway.